Molecule: messenger RNA, 2702 nt
Organism: Petromyzon marinus (sea lamprey)
Lineage: Eukaryota; Metazoa; Chordata; Hyperoartia; Petromyzontiformes; Petromyzontidae
Gene: SLC7A6OS
Product: solute carrier family 7 member 6 opposite strand
Biological process (GO): developmental process
Source: RefSeq, a predicted model, not a curated record
CGCUCCCCCCGCCCCUCAUCGCGCCUCAUCGACAGCAAUGGCGGACUGCUGCUCAGGCGCUGCUGCUGUGUCCAGCACCAGCACCAGCAGCACCACCACCAGCACCACCUCCACCUCUACUAGAGGUGGAAGUGGUGCUGGUGGUGGUGCUGGUGUGGUGGUGGUGGUGCGCGUCAAGAGGAAGCUGACGGCGGCUCCAGAGCCGCCGGAGGCGCUGCUGCUGCUCGCCUCCAAGCGGGCCCGGGACGACCGGCGCGGAGACGCCGGAGCCGUGGAGAGCAGAGUGUGCACCUUGGCUGGCACGGUUCGCUCGCGGGACGACUCUCCGGAGAGCGUGCGGCAAGCGUUGCUGUGUGCGCGGUCUCAAUAUCAGCAUCAUCAUCAUAAUCAGAGCAGGAAAACUCAUCAGCAGAAGAAGAGACAGAUUCAUCAGCGGGAGGAGCAUAAACAGAACGAACAGCAUCCGCCUCACCAGCAGCAGCAUCAUGAUCAGCAAAAGAAAAACAAGCCACAGGUUCAGCAUCAUGAGCACAAUCAGCCUCAGCCACAUCAUGAGCAGCACAGGCGCACGGCGUAUCUACCACAGCCGUUGCAGCAGUGCCGCCAGGAGCGUCGCGCCGCCUGGAAGGAGCGGCGCUACCGCGUGGUGGCACAGCAGCGCUCGCGCCUGCCGGGGGCGAGCGGCGGCCGUCCCACUGCUGGGGCUGCGAAGGAAGAGGUGGAGAAAGCGGAGGAGGUGGUGGAAGGGAGGGAGGUGAAAGAGGUCGUGGUGGUGGUGGGGAAGGGACAGGAGGAGGUUGGAGGUGGUGGUGGUGGUGAUGAUGAUGCGGAGUUGGAGAUGGGAAGGUUCUUCCAAGUGUUUGACGUUGUACAGGAGGGCGACGACGAUGAGGAGGACGAUGAGGUGGAGGAGGUUGCGGUGGAGGCUCGGAGGAAGAAAAGGGGAGAGCGAGGGCGGCGCCCCUCCCCCUCGGCCAUCCUCUGCAACUCCGUGGAGCUGAUCCGCGAGAAGCUCCGCAUCUCCGACUCACCACCACCAUCCUCGCCGUCACCAUCCUCACCAUCACGACCAUCACCGGUGGCACAGCAGAGGCGCCGCACGGACUACGUCUACGACCUCUACUACUGCCACGCUGGCGGUGGUGGCGGACCCGGAGGAGAUGGAGCGGCGGAUGCCAGCAUGGAGCUGCAGGAGGAGGGCGGAGGAGGAGGAGACGUUGGACUCACAGAUAUCGAUCGAGUGCUGUCCGUUCAGCCGUACUUCUUCGCCGACGAGGACGGACGGCUGGUGGCGGACGAGGAGGUGGCCGAGGAGGCCUUCGAGGAGGAGGACGAUGAGAACGACGAGGGGAACUGGCGCAAUGACUAUCCUGAUGAGCGCGACUUUGACGAGGAGAAGCAGUUCUUCUGUGACUCGGAGCUGUCAAGCGACAGUGGGGAGGAGAGCUACUCGCUGGGUGGACGCUACCGGUCUUCGGUGGGGGAGGACUUCCAGUACGACUACACACUCGACCUCGUCGCCAACGACUCGGACUGACUCGCUCAAUCCGUCUAGCUCGCUCACCAUAGCACUCGCCUUUGAGCUAUAACCACAACCUUGACCCUCACCUGUGGUCCUAGCCCUGACCCUCACCUGUGGCCCUAGCAUGCGUCAGGGUCUGAAUCGAACACACGACCUCCUGCAUGCCAGGCGAGGGAGAUAACACCUCGCCUCCGUUAAGCGAAAACAAUUACCCCAUGAAUAAUGUAAUAAUUAUAACCUUUGGCGAAAUCACAAAAUAUUUAUUUAUAGCGGAGGAAUCUUGACUCCUCCAGAUGUCCAGUGUGAAAGCGACGUACGACCACGCAUGCCAGGCGGUGAGAUGGCGGCACAGCUGAGGCACGACCCCGCUCUGCGUUGCCAUAUCGUUCCACGCACUCUACCACUGCGCUGCGUCGCCCGUACAGCUCAAGAAAGUGGCUCAUCGUCGACCGCUCAGGAACGGCGUUAUAACAUCGCUUGUGUUCCGCAUUCUAACGGGUGACGCGUUAUGACAGGGUGGCAUGUCAUAAUCGUUGACACGUUAUAACGGUGCGUGCGUUCCGCGUCAUCAUGGGCGGCGCGUGUCGCAGUGACGACGUGCCGAAUCGACAACACCGUCCUGAGAAAGCUUGGCAGAGUGUCGUGGGACUUGGUAAGACUUAUUAUUACGAUGAUAAUGAUAAGAAUGAUGAUUAAUGAAUAAUAAAAUAUUUGUUGCCUUGACAAUGACCCACCCUCAUCUGUGACCCCUAUUCCCUGGGCUGAUAACGAACUCUGUGUACAACUUCGGUACGCUCGAUCCCGUUGUAGAGAAAGGAUGGAUGGAGAUUAGUCUGCACCCUCAUCCGUGUCUCCCUUCGUGUGAGGUGGACACGGGGUGGACACAGGCAGGGUGGACACAAAGGGAGACAGGCGUGGGUGACACUGGGUGGACACAUGGGGUGGGUGGACAUGGAAGGGUGUACACACAGGCAGGGUGGACAUGGGGUGGACACACGGGGUGGACACGUGGGAGGGUGGACACGUGGGAGGGUGGACAUAGACGUGUGAGUUCCUUUCAUUUGAAAAAAAAAUAAACUGACUCCCAUUAAAUUGAAAUACUCUGCUAUACAGUAAAUACAAACUGGAGAAUUUAACAAAUAAAUUGCCACCAUCCUAUGUUGUUUUUCGCCAAAAUUUA